This is a messenger RNA of Paramacrobiotus metropolitanus, 463 nucleotides long. RefSeq lists its product as uncharacterized. The transcript is spliced from 3 exons. The record is from RefSeq and is a predicted model, not a curated record. The coding region runs from base 50 to 463 and encodes 137 amino acids. Lineage: Eukaryota; Metazoa; Tardigrada; Eutardigrada; Parachela; Macrobiotidae.
UUCUCUUUGUAUCAUCAAAAUUUAUUUUUUGCUCAGCUGUCCGUACAUCAUGCACAACGUAAAGAGCUUUCUCUUCACCGUUACAAUGGGCGGCUGCCUCGGCCUGGUCGUUUCCCAGUUCGGCUUCCCAGGACUCGGUCUCGGUUCUGGCCUGGGUGCCGGUCUGGGCGGCUUCGGCGCCGGCGGUAUGGGGAACCUCGCCACGCUGGGAUUGGCUCCGUUGUCCAACCAGUUCGGAAUGGGCGGCAUCAACCCUAUGGCCAACAUCGGCUCCAACGCCGGUUGGGGUCAACCCGUCGCUGUCCAGCCCAUGGCCCAGCAUCAGGGAUGGGGCGCCCCCGUCGUCCAGCCCCAGCUGCAGCCCGUUCAGCUCUACACACCGCAGACCCAGGUCAACCUCCGUCCCGUGCAGUUGAUGGUCCCCAGAACAAGCAUCUGCAAUAUCAUUUCACAAUUAGAUUAA